CGCAGUUAGACGCUGGACAAUGAUGACUUCGGGAACCUGGAGUUUAUAUCAUGACAAAGGAGUAAAAGGCCACCAUUCCUGUAAACAUCAACAGCAUGGCUGAUGAUUUGAUCUCCUAUGUUCGAUUCCAUUUAAACUUGGCAGAGUUAUUGAGGGAGGCCUUGGAUAGCAUCGAAGAACUUCAAAAAGAACACCGAAGUCAGCUGCAAGAAGUGACGAUAAACAACGAACAGAUAUCAGCUGAGACUUUGUUAUCAAGCGUUAUUAAUCCAGUCAUCAUAAGGUUAAAUGAAGGCAAACAUUCCAAAGAAGUUGUGGACAGCCCCCGAAGUAGUUCAAACAGUACUCAACGUUAAACAGCCCAUCUCCUUCUCAAUUCAAAUAUUUUACCUUUCUUUUAACACAG
Molecule: messenger RNA, 406 nt
Organism: Rhizopus microsporus ATCC 52813
Lineage: Eukaryota; Fungi; Mucoromycota; Mucoromycetes; Mucorales; Rhizopodaceae
Exons: 2
Coding region: 96-356 (86 amino acids)
Source: RefSeq, a predicted model, not a curated record